Lachancea mirantina is the source of this 912-nucleotide messenger RNA. The record is from the annotation of a GenBank genome assembly. NCBI's taxonomy places the organism in Eukaryota, Fungi, Ascomycota, Saccharomycetes, Saccharomycetales, Saccharomycetaceae.
AUGAACAUACGAGACCGCACAACAGAAUUCCAACAUUCGGUUCAUACAUACGUUAAAAAACAGAAAGGGCAUCAAACGAGACAACAACGUCGAACUCCUGGACAAAAAUCCGAGUUUCAGCAAAAGGCGUCCGUAAUAGCACAUGAUAUCGCGUCCACUGCGCAAUUGCUGGGCAAAUUGGCAGAACUGGCGAAAAAAAAGCCCAUGUUUAACGAUAAUCCAGUCGAAAUUGCAGAACUUACGUUUGUGAUAAAACGUAAGAUUUAUGUUAUUGAACAAAGUCUGAUAGAGCUCAGUAAGCUCGGGAACAACGGAUCUGUGACAUUACCCAUGCAACACUCCAAGAAUGUGAUGAACCUCUUGAACACUAAGAUGAAAAACAUCAGUGGGGACUUCAAGAGCGUACUGGAACAACGGCAGCGAUUGGAACUCGCCAACAAAGAUCGAUGGGAAAAACUGAGUGCGCUGUCCGAGGAUGCCACCGCGGGCCAUACCCAACAAACGGUAGCACCGCAGAGUUACAACAGUGCCAAUCCGUUUAUGUCGUCGGUAGUAGAAGAAUCUGCGUCGGGGGAACAAUUGGCUAUGCCCCAGGACUCGUCAUUGCUAUUGAUGGAAGAACAGAAUGCAUCAUCCGCGUAUCUGCAGGAAAGAAACCGGGCUGUCGAAACCAUCGAAUCGACGAUCCAAGAAGUCGGGAAUUUAUUUCAACAAUUGGCGCAUAUGGUUCAGGAACAAGGUGAAGUGAUCCAACGAAUCGAUGCAAACGUUGAAGACAUCGAUUUGAACGUGUCAGGAGCACAGCGGGAAUUGCUCAAAUAUUUUGAUCGUGUGAGCAGUAACCGGUGGCUUGCGGCCAAAAUUUUCGCCGUUUUGUUUGUGUUCUUUUUGGUAUGGGUCCUGGUUAAUUGA